UUUGAUGAUUGAAAUUUGAAAGUUCAAUUAUUAAUUAGAAUUGUUCUGAAAAAAUUUCCAAGAAUAUGGGGUUUUAAAAUGUGUGGAUGCUAGGUUCUUGGCAUUUUGCUUUCUCUUAAUGUGUACCACAGAAGCCAAGAAAAACUAUGUGAAAAGUGGAGAGAAUCUUGUCACUUCCAAGUGGCCUCAUGGUUUAUUUCUUGACUUUUCGAAUUUUGCGGCCUUCCAUGUCACAUGUUCUUUAGGAUUCCCAUGCCACCUUAGCUCUCUAUAAAUACCAAUGCUAGAAAUCCCUCCUGAAGCACCGAAGUGCAGUAAACCGGCACCUUCAUAUCUUUUGUACUCAAAAUUUUAUUUCAUAUUAUCCUUUAAAACAGUUUUCAAAAAUGUCUAUUGAAGUUUCAGCAGUAACUCUUUCAUCUCCAAUCCAAAAUGCUGAACUGCCUGAAAUCAAUCGUCGGUCGGCAGGUUAUCAUCCCAGCAUCUGGGGUGACCAUUUUCUCUCAUAUGCCUCAAACAUUAAUAGGGAGGAAGAUCAUGAUAAGGAGGAAGAGCAUCAGAAGCUGAAGAAUGAAUUACAGAAGAUGCUAAUGGCUGAUGAGGUUGAUAAACCUUUGGAAAAGCUUAAGUUGAUUGAUGCAAUCCAACGCCUAGGAGUUUCUUAUCAUUUUGAAAAAGAGAUUGAACAAGUCCUGCACUUGGCCUACAAUGAUUGUGAUAUUGGGGUCAAUGAUGGGAACCUUUAUACCAUUUCUCUCGAAUUUCGCCUGCUUCGACAAAAUGGCUAUAAAAUGUCAUGUGAAGCCUUUAACAAAUUCAAAGACAGUGAAGGAAAGUUGAAGGAAUCCCUUAUCAAUGAUGUUCAAGGAAUGUUAAGCUUGUAUGAGGCCACACAUCUAAGGGUGCAUGGGGAAGACAUCCUGGAUGAAGCUCUUGCUUUCACUACUACUCACCUUGAGACCAUGGCUACCAGCUGCUUGAACUCUUCUCUUGCAGCACAAAUAAGUCAUGCUUUAAAGCAACCUAUCCACAAAGGAUUGCCAAGGCUUGAGGCCAGGCAGUACAUGCCUAUCUAUCAAGAAGACCCUUCUCAUAAUGAAGCUGUAUUAACCUUUGCAAAGUUAGAUUUCAAUAUGCUGCAGAGGGUGCACCAGAAAGAACUUAGUGAAAUCGCAAAGUGGUGGAAAGACUUAGAUUUCUUGAGGAAACUACCUUUUAUCAGAGAUCGAGUGAUAGAGUGCUACUUUUGGAUAUUGGGAGUGUACUUUGAGCCCGAAUAUCGGUUGGCUAGAAGCAUAUUAACCAAAGUGAUUGCCAUGACUUCAGUUAUUGAUGACAUCUAUGAUGUGUAUGGCACUCUUGAAGAACUUGUUCUCUUUACUAAAGCAGUUGAGAGGUCUGAUUUCUUCUUUUUUUUUUUUUUUUUGCAAUUCCUCACUCAUGUCUAUCCUUCAAAGUUCAUAGUAAUUGUUUCUUUUCCAUAAGAUGAAUUAAAUUAAAGUUUUGGUCAACAUAUUUUUUAGGUGGGAUAUAUCUGAAAAAGAUCACCUUCCUGAGUACAUGCAAAUUUGUUAUCAGGCAUUGCUAGAUGUUUACAAAGAAAUUGAAGAGAAAAUGACAGAACAAGGAAAAUUAUACCGCCUUGACUAUGCAAAAGAAGCUGUAAGCUAAUUAGCUGAAUUUAGAUUUCAGUGCACAUAAUAACUAUUCCUCUUGUUUCAACUGAUUAUUUUGUUUUUGGUUGCUCAGAUGAAAAAUCAAGUUAGAGCAUACUGUGUUGAAGCUGUAUGGUUCCAUAACCACCAUGUACCGACAAUGGAGGAGUACAUGCCAGUUGCAUUAGUCACCUCUGCCUAUUCAAUGCUUGCAACCACAUCGUUUGUCGGAAUGGGAGAUGUUGCAACAGAAGAAGCUUUCGCAUGGUUGUUUAGUGAUCCCAAGAUAGCUACUGGCGCUUCCAUUGUCUGCAGACUCAUGGAUGACAUUGUGUCCCACAAGGUACAAACUUCACAAUUUUUAAUUUCUCGAAUGAUCAAUUGGCUUAAAAACCAAAAUUCCGGCAUGGUAUAUACUUAUAUUAGCCAUUGAUUUUGAUGAUUUUGCGGAAGCAGUUCGAGCAAAAGAGAGGACAUGUAGCUUCAGGCAUUGAAUGUUACAUGAAACAGCAUGGUGCUACUGAACAAGAAGCUGUCAACGAAUUUCGCCAACAAAUUACUGAUGCAUGGAAAGAUAUAAAUGAAGAAUGUCUCUAUCCAACCACUGUCCCCAUGUCACUCCUGACUCGAAUUGUCAAUCUUGCUCGUGUAAUUGAUGUUGUAUACAAGACUGAAGAUGGUUAUACUCAUGCUGGAGUGAUGCUUAAAGACUUUGUAGCUUCUAUGCUCAUUGAUUCUGUUCCUUUAUGAGCAUUUUGUCGAUCUUUCACACACUAGCUACUGCGUCAGUCACGCAUAAAACCAAGUUAUCAAUAAUAUAUGCUCAUGCUAAAGAAAUCUCUCUCUUGAAAUAUAAAUUUUC
Molecule: messenger RNA, 2517 nt
Organism: Durio zibethinus
Lineage: Eukaryota; Viridiplantae; Streptophyta; Magnoliopsida; Malvales; Malvaceae
Source: RefSeq, a predicted model, not a curated record